AAAAUAGGGGUAGGCAAAAAUUCGGCGACGGAUAAUGCCGUUAGUCCGUACGGCCAUGGCGUCGCUGGCCUUCUACUUCCACCCGAAAUCCCUUCUCCGCCGCAAGAACCCUUUUACCGCCACCGCCGGUAUCGGACGCCGCCUUCCUCACUUUUCUUCUAAAAUUCAGCUUCAAUUCCGGAUCUCGAGGCCUUUUUCAUCUAUCUCUUGUGCAUCCGUGGAAUUAGAAUCCACCUCAGCUUCCUCCACCGCGGAGAACUGGAAAACUAUUGACCCUGGGUACUUGUCGUGUUCCUUACCGGAAAAGAGGCCGCUCAAAGUGGCGGUUCUUGUCAGCGGCGGAGUGGACAGCAGCGUCGCCCUUCGCCUCCUCCACGCCGCCGGUCAUUCUUGCACUGCUUUCUACCUCAAAAUCUGGUUCCAAGAAGACUUUGAGAAUUAUUGGUCAGAAUGCCCAUGGGAAGAAGAUUUGAGAUACGCAAAAUCUGUUUGUGAUCAGGUUGAUAUACCCUUGGAAGUUGUCCAUUUGACAGAUGAAUACUGGAAUAAUGUGGUAUCGUAUAUCAUUAAUGAGUACCGAUGUGGCCGAACUCCAAAUCCAGAUGUCCUUUGCAAUACAAGAAUAAAAUUUGGUGCAUUUGUUGAUGCAAUAAGUAGUAUGAAAUUUGAUUUCAUUGCAUCUGGACACUAUGCAAAGGUAGUUCACCCUGACAACAGCGAAAAUGGGACUUCUACUUUGGAAUUGUCAAAAGAUCCUGUUAAGGAUCAGACCUAUUUUCUUUCUCAUCUUUCACAGUCGCAGCUUAAAAGACUUAUCUUCCCUCUUGGAUGUCUCCGAAAGGAUGAGGUUCGCAGACUUGCUAAAAUAUUUGAAUUACCUAACCAAGAUAGGAAGGAUUCACAGGGAAUAUGCUUUCUUGGGAAGAUAAAGUUCAGUGAAUUCAUUGCUAGACACAUUGGUGAGGAAGAAGGUGUGAUAUUAGAAGCUGAGACGGGCGAUUUUCUUGGGAAACACAAAGGAUUUUGGUUCUAUACAAUUGGCCAGCGUCAAGGUUUAUGCCUUCCCGGUGGACCUUGGUAUGUUGUCGAGAAAGAUGUGGAACAUAAUGUUGUGUUUGUGUCAAGAAACUAUUUUUCAGUAGACAAGAGACGACGUACAUUUCGCGUUGGAUCAUUACGAUGGUAUAACGGUUCUGCUCCACAAGAAAUAACAGAUCUCCAAUGCAAGGUGAGGCACAGCCCUGGUUUCUACACUUGUGACGUAUCAAUAGAAGUCGACAAAGAUGGUGUCGAGACUGCAGUUGUCAAAUUAUCUGAAGACGAUCAAGGUCUGGCUGCGGGUCAGUUUGCCGCCUUCUACCAGGGGUCGACCUGCAUCGGAUCUGGUGUGAUCUUGGACUCAGAUGGCUUUCCUGUUUGUGCCAAGGCACAAGAGAUGGCGAGAAUGGAAGACAAGUUGAUGCUCGGGAAGCCGGUGAAGAUUAAAGUGAUGCUGGCGGAGAGUCGGGACAGAGGCAAGGCAAAUUCAGGGCUUACUGUUGCUGCAUCCACCUCGCAUGAAUCAAUGGUGUCCGGUAAGGCCUAUCCUCUAAAAUGGAUCCAACAGCUCCUGGAUAAAUUUACACAAAUCUUCUAGCUUCUCUACAUAUUUUCAAAUUAUAUAUAUAUAUAUAUAUAUAUGAGAAAUGAAGAAACAAAGGUUGAAAUGUGAUGUUUAUCUUUUGUAAUUUAUUUUUGCGCUAUACUUUUGUAAAGUAUGAUAAUUUAAAUAGCUUUUAAAUUAUUUCUCUUACAUUUUUU
This is a messenger RNA of Andrographis paniculata, 1800 nucleotides long. RefSeq lists its product as uncharacterized. The transcript has 10 exons. Lineage: Eukaryota; Viridiplantae; Streptophyta; Magnoliopsida; Lamiales; Acanthaceae. The record is from RefSeq and is a predicted model, not a curated record. Bases 35 to 1636 code for a protein of 533 amino acids. Gene Ontology annotation, biological process: tRNA processing. Gene Ontology annotation, molecular function: sulfurtransferase activity.